Molecule: messenger RNA, 1479 nt
Organism: Calidris pugnax (ruff)
Lineage: Eukaryota; Metazoa; Chordata; Aves; Charadriiformes; Scolopacidae
Gene: UTP3
Product: UTP3, small subunit (SSU) processome component, homolog (S. cerevisiae)
Exons: 1
Biological process (GO): maturation of SSU-rRNA from tricistronic rRNA transcript (SSU-rRNA, 5.8S rRNA, LSU-rRNA)
Cellular component (GO): nucleolus; small-subunit processome
Source: RefSeq, a predicted model, not a curated record
GAGGAUGAGGAAGAAGAGGAAGAGGAGGAGGAGAAACAGGGGGUACAUCUUUUCAUAGACCACAGCGCUGAAGAGGAUAAUGGUGAGGAGGAGGAGGAUGGCGAGGAGGAUGUAGAAGGUGAAGAGGAGGAGGAUGUAGAAGGUGAAGAGCAGGAGGAUGGAGAAGGCGAGGAGGAGGGUGGAGAAGGCGUAGAAGAGGAGGAAUAUGAUGAGGUUGAGGAUGAAGAUGAGGACCUCUCCAUGGAAAGCGACUUGGAGGAGCGCCGUGAGGACACCAAGCUGCCCCACGAGCUCUCCUGGGGCCAGCGCAAGCAGCUCUACUACGACACGGACUACGGGAGCGACGCCCAGGCCAAGGGCAAGCGCAAGCAGCAAGAAAUCGAUGCUGAGGAGGAGGAAGAGGAGCAGGAGGCUCAAGUCAUCCAGAGGAGGUUGGUGCAAGGCUUGGGGGAGGACGAUUACGGGCUGGAUAUGAUCCAGGGCUACCUGGCCGAGCAGCGGAAAACCCAAGAUAGCAAGGGGCAGAAGAUUGACAAGGAUUUGCAGGCCCUUCCCAAGAAGGAGCAGCUGAAGCUCCUGAAGCAGGAGUCCCCCGAGCUCCUGCAGCUGAUUGAGGACUUUGAAGUCAAGCUCAUGGAGCUGAAGGACGAGCUGCACCCGCUGCUCCAAAUGGUCCGCAACGGGACCAUCCCACAGGGGAAAGGCAGUCGGUACCUGCAGACCAAGUACCAGCUCUACCUCAGCUACUGCGCCAACAUCAGCUUCUACUUGCUUUUGAAGGCCAAGAGGAUGGCUGUGCACAGCCACCCCGUCAUCGAGCGCCUGGUGGCUUACCGAAAUCUCAUCAACGACCUGGCCAUCAUCGAUCAGAAGCUCUCCCCGCAGGUCCGCGUCCUCUUGAAAAGCUACUAUGACAAGAAGGAGGACAAGUUGAGGAAAGAGAAGAAGUUCGCCGUCUUCCUCCCGCUGGAGGUUAAGAAGAAGAAGGCCAAACGGGCUCCUGCGCUCGCCAACGGCCGGGGGGCGGCUGAGGAACCCUCGGAUGAGUCGGACCUGGAUGAAGAAGCUGCCUUGAAAUAUUAUAAGGUGAUGGAGGAGAAAUUGAAACUCAAGAGGAAGAGAAAUGAAGACCACGAGGGGCUUGAAGAAGAAGAAGAAGCAGCGUUGGAAGGCGAGGACCCCGGUAAGAAGAGAGGUGUGACCUACCAGAUGAUCAAGAACAAAGGCCUCACGCCCAGAAGGAAGAAGAUCGAUCGCAACCCCAGGGUGAAGCACCGGGAGAAGUUCCGACGAGCCAAGAUCCGCCGCAAGGGCCAGGUGCGGGAAGUGCGGCGGGAGCUGGAGAGAUACUCCGGGGAGCACUCGGGCAUCCGCGCCGGGGUCAAGAAGAGCAGGAAACUGCAAUGAGACUUAUUUAUCUCUCUUUCCGAGAGCUGCCCGUAGCACUACGGAGUCCAAUAAAUUUUUUUAUAAAAGAUA